CGCAUUUGCGAAGUUUCAAUGGGGAGACAAAGUGGCCGCAGCGGGAGAGAUAGCUCCUCUCGAAGCCGGAGAAGUCCUUUGCAUUCGGAAUCGGAAUCCGAAACCGCUUCUGAAUCCGCUCGCCGGCGUCGGAGGAGCUCCCCUUCCCGCCGGCGAAGCCGGGACCGCAGCUCCAAACGCUGCCGUGACGAAUAUUCCGAUGCUGGGUCGGAUCACGACCGCAGUGGGAAGUAUAAGAAGAAGUCUUCGGCGAGGGAGAUCACGGAGGAGGAGAUAGUGGAGUAUAUGGCCAAGAAAGCUCAGAAGAAGGCUUUGAUGGUGGCGAAGAAGCUAAAAAAUCAGCAGGUUCAUGGUUAUUCCAACGAUUCUAACCCCUUUGGUGAUUCCAAUCUGACUGAAAAGUUUGUGUGGCGUAAGAAGAUAGAGCGUGAUGUUGCCCAAGGGCAGCCUGUAGAAAUAUCUGUCAAGGCUGAAAAAAAGAGGCAAAGAGAAAGAAUGGAGGAGAUUGAAAAAGUAAAGAAGAGGAGAGAGGAAAGAGCACUUGAAAAGGCAAGACAUGAGGAAGAAAUGGCAUUGCUAGCAAGGGAACGUGCUAAGGCUGAAUUUGAGGACUGGGAGAAGAAAGAAGAGGAGUUUCACUUUGAUCAAAGCAAAGUCAGAUCAGAAAUUAGGCUACGGGAGGGCCGGACAAAACCCAUUGAUAUUCUAUCCAACAAUCUGAAUGGUUCCUUUGACUUGGAUAUUGAGAUAAAUGAACCGUACAUGGUUUUUAAGGGUUUGACUGUGAAAGAACUAGAAGAGCUCCACGAUGACAUCAAAAUGUAUCUGGAUUUGGACAGAGCGACUCCAACACAUAUUGAGUUUUGGGAGGCUCUAAUGACAGUUUGUAACUGGGAACUUGCUGAGGCUCGGAAAAGAGAAGCACUUGAUCGAGCUCGGGUUCGUGGCGAGGAACCUCCAGCUGAGAUUCUUGCUGAAGAAAGAGGGUUACAUUCUAGCAUUGAAACAGACGUAAAACUACUUCUGCAAGCAAAGUCAUCGAAUGAGUUAGAGGCAAUGCAUAGGCAAAUUGAGUCAGAAAUGCGUUCAGGCACUGCAAAAGUGGUGGAAUACUGGGAAGCUGUGCUGAAACGGCUUCAAAUAUAUAAGGCGAAGGCACGUUUGAAGGAAAUUCAUGCAAGUCUUUUAAGGAAGCAUCUUCAGCAUUUAGAACAGCCCAUGGAUACAAAACAAAACGAAGAAAUAGCUGAGAAGAUUGAUCUGGAUGAGGAAGAUACAAUUCAUCAUUUUGAGGAUGCUGAAGUCUACUCACCUGAACCUGUCGCGCAUGAGAAUAAAGAUGAACUUGAAGAAGAACCUGGUUCAUUUUCACCAGAGCUUUUGCAUGGUGAUGAAGACGAAGGUGCAAUUGAUCCUGAGGAGGAUCGUGCUGAGCUGGACCGAAAACGUGAAGCUGUUGUGGUGGAGCAGCAGAGAAGAAUACAAGAAGCAAUGGCAGCGAAGGCAGCUGCUCCUGAAGAAAGCAUGGAACUGAAAGCAAUGAAAGCAAUGGGAGCUAUGGAUGAAGGUGAUGCGGUAUUUGGCUCUGGAUCUGAAGUAAAUCUUGAUUCACAGGUGUACUGGUGGCAUGAUAAAUACCGUCCGAGGAAGCCAAAAUACUUCAAUCGGGUUCAUACAGGAUAUGAAUGGAACAAGUACAACCAGACACAUUAUGACCAUGACAACCCGCCACCGAAAAUUGUGCAAGGUUACAAAUUCAAUAUAUUUUAUCCUGAUCUUGUGGAUAAAUCCAAGGCUCCUUAUUACACUGUUGAGAAGGAUGGGAGCAAUGGCGAAACUUGCAUUAUCAGAUUCCAUGCGGGGCCUCCCUAUGAGGAUAUUGCAUUUCGGAUUGUUAACAAAGAGUGGGAGUACUCACACAAGAAGGGUUUCAAAUGCACAUUUGAGCGCGGUAUUCUGCAUGUAUAUUUCAACUUCAAACGCUACCGCUAUCGCAGGUGAUUCGCACAUCAUUCAAAAAUGCAAAAGCAGUCCCUUGGUACUCCCUGUUGGUUUCGCUUCAUAUGCUUCUCAAAUCUGGUGGUCUUUCUCUGCCAUAUUAUUGCUAAUGAUUGAGCACCAUACGCUAAUUUCAACAUUUCCAGGAAAAAUAUUUGACGGCACGAUCAUUGUGUAAAUUUGACUGUAAAAAUGUUCACUUAGCUGCGAGGUAUUUGCGUUGUUUAAAGUUCUGGCACUUUCUAGGCUUAUGCUGUCUGUGAUUUUAUAGUCAUAAUCAGAAGCGAAAUGUUGUUUGUAACUUGCUUCAUAGCUAAUUCUAUGCUGAUUUUAAAGCA
This is a messenger RNA of Dioscorea cayenensis subsp. rotundata (Guinea yam), 2336 nucleotides long. Its product is annotated as cactin. Lineage: Eukaryota; Viridiplantae; Streptophyta; Magnoliopsida; Dioscoreales; Dioscoreaceae. The coding region runs from base 19 to 2001 and encodes 660 amino acids. The transcript is spliced from 13 exons. Gene Ontology annotation, cellular component: spliceosomal complex; cytoplasm. Gene Ontology annotation, molecular function: protein binding. The record is from RefSeq and is a predicted model, not a curated record. Gene Ontology annotation, biological process: mRNA cis splicing, via spliceosome.